GAAGGUAACAUCUGUCAAUUGUCAAACGUUAUGGUGUUUAGUGUUUACUGUUUACCAUUGUUUAAGUUGCAGUGUUUUGCUAUUUACUAUUUAGAAAUAGAAUUUCUAUAAAUCUUAGGCAAAUAUUAUACGAUCAUGGCCUUUGUAUAUCAAGGAGAUGCUGAUUUAGAAGCAAAAUCCAAGAAAGCUGCUGAGCGGAUUUCUGAGAAUAUGCACAUCGUCGCUAAUGAACCUUCGUUAGCUUUAUAUCGAUUACAAGAACAUGUUAGAAAAGCUUUGCCACCAAUGGUGGAACGACGUGUGGACGUCACAAAGCUGCAGCAUGACCUACAAGGACGAUGCUAUGAUGUCGAGUAUGCUCUGAGUGCUGUGAAAUCAAUGGAUGCAGCAGCUACAAGCUUUCAAAACAUCCAGGAAAUGAUAAAACAAGCAAUAUUUUUAAAACAACAGCUUAAAUAUGAGGAGGCUAGAAGAAAUAAAAAAGAUACAAAUUCUGUGUACAAACGUCUCUCUGCUCACAUUGUUCUCGAUUUGCCAGAUCUUUCUGAUUUCUCUAUGGUCCGUGAAACCACUAAUAGAAUAGAAAAUAUUAUGGCUCAUGCAAGAGGAUCUAAUAACGAGUUGCAUAGAUCCCAUACAACUUUGCAUUAAGUUUUUAAGGCUUAAAAUGAAAUCAAGUAAUAUGGUGAGCCAUAGCUGUAUUAAUCAAAGAUUAGACAUUCAAGUGUUAUAUUCUAAACGCGCCGUCUAUUUAAAAAUUUUACAUUCCAAUUGCCUAAAUGAAAUUUUUCUAUUACGGCUUAAUAUCAGAAAGUGUUAAAUGUUAGCUUAAAAGUGUUUCUAGUCCUGGUUUCUCUGAAUAGUUAUAAUUAUAGGAGUGACUUUCACUGUGUGGCUUUGCAGCGACUGCUUAAUCAUACAGAUUGUUUAUCAAGACUAAUUUUUACAUUAAAUCUAGUCAUUACAAAUUAGUAACAAUUAGUCUUGAUUAUAAAUAAUAAAAGCACUUUACAUAUUAGCUUUAAUAACAUAAAUUGCUUAUAAUCACGCUUAUUUCAAUUAAAAAUAAAACAAACUA
This is a messenger RNA of Pieris napi, 1078 nucleotides long. Its product is annotated as BLOC-1-related complex subunit 8 homolog. NCBI's taxonomy places the organism in Eukaryota, Metazoa, Arthropoda, Insecta, Lepidoptera, Pieridae. Gene Ontology annotation, cellular component: BORC complex. The coding region runs from base 136 to 651 and encodes 171 amino acids. The record is from RefSeq and is a predicted model, not a curated record. The transcript is spliced from 3 exons.